AUGUUACAUUUAGUCUCACUACUAUUACUUAUAACAGUUGCAUCAGCAAACCUUUUCGACUUCAUAAACAACCAGUUCGGCGGGGCUAAGCAACACGCUCAAGGGGUUAAAAAUCCACAGGAGUAUGAGAACUUAAUGCUCAACACACAAUGUAACAAGUAUUUAUGUCCUGAUACUGGAAUCUGUGUUGAAUCACCUAAGUUUUGUCCCUGUCCAUAUCCAUCGUCUCAAUUAAGAUGUUUUUUGCCGGAUGGAAGGUACAUUUGCAUAUCGAAACCAGCAGGUGAAGGUAUAUCAGAAAAGUAUGAUGAUCCAACCAGUAAUUUUAAAGUUGAUGCUAAAGAUGACAACAUACGUGACUGCGGAUGGGUCAGUAGAGCAUGGAGAGGGUUGUGA
Messenger RNA from Lodderomyces margitis, 396 nucleotides. RefSeq lists its product as uncharacterized. Lineage: Eukaryota; Fungi; Ascomycota; Pichiomycetes; Serinales; Debaryomycetaceae. The coding region runs from base 1 to 396 and encodes 131 amino acids. The record is from RefSeq and is a predicted model, not a curated record. The transcript has a single exon.